Messenger RNA from Penicillium maclennaniae, 3909 nucleotides. RefSeq lists its product as uncharacterized. The transcript has 5 exons. Gene Ontology annotation, biological process: protein phosphorylation. Gene Ontology annotation, molecular function: ATP binding; protein kinase activity; protein binding. The record is from RefSeq and is a predicted model, not a curated record. Lineage: Eukaryota; Fungi; Ascomycota; Eurotiomycetes; Eurotiales; Aspergillaceae. Bases 1 to 3909 code for a protein of 1302 amino acids.
AUGGACAAAUUGAACCACCUGGUGGCUUAUACCUGGGAUGAAACGAGACAAUUCCGCUCCAGCUAUGGCGUGUGGCACGUUUUUGGAACUAGGCACCUUGACCGUACCGUUCGUUUGGGUCAUGCCGACACCGCUCGCCUCCGAAGCGCCUUCUCUCCCGGCAAUUUGAGCGAAACUUUUGCCCCGUAUGGUCCUGGAAGGGACGGCGACGUUGGGGACCAGGGGAGAGGAUCAGGGAUAACGAUCGAAGUGGUGGCGCGCAUUGGUGAGACUCUGGCCCAGGGAGAAAGAAUGCAAGAAGAGUAUCAGAUGCUGGCAUCUGUUGCCGCUCCUCACCACAAGUAUUUUCUGCAGCCCGUGGAGAUGCUACGCUUAUCCAAUCUCGAUGAUGAGCACACGCCAUCGCUUCUCGUCUGCAUCUAUGAAAGUCCCGGCCCUAAUGAUCUUCUGCGCUACGUCGAUUGCGGCGCGACCUGGUAUCAGAUGCGCCCCGAGGAAGCUGCGAGUCAAAAAGAGACCAACAGUGAAAGCUUGCGUCAAUCGGACGGGAACGAGCUCAUGCCGUUGGCAACAUUCCUGGAUUUCGCUAUAGGCGCCGCGGAGUGCAUUCAAAUGCUGCAUAGCCAGCGGAUUGUCCAUGGGCAGAUUCGGGGGGAGGCCUUCCACUUCAAUCAAGAGACCGGCCACGUGCGCUUGAUCCAUCUCGGGGCAGGUCUUCAGUUCUAUGAUACCGGACGAGAGAACGCGCACUGGUCAGCUCUAGAGAACAAGAAGGAUGCCACGGCGCACAUCUCCUACUUGAGCUCCGAGCAAACUAGGCAGACGCCAACCCAAGCCGACAAUCGCGCCGAUAUAUACUCCCUCGGCAUCAUGUUUUGGAACGCCCUCGUCCGUGAGGACCCGUCUGGAGGCAAGACCCCCAUGGGACUCAUCAAGGAGGUGCUCGGACAGGCGCUGCCUUCCGUGUCGACAGUGCGACCCGACGUGCCAGAGGUUUUUGCCCGGAUUAUCGCCAAAGCGACGGCCAAAAACGUCUCGGAGCGCUACAACUCUGCCCGCGGUUUGCGUCAUGACCUUGUGGAGGCACGGGAUUUGCUGGCAGCGGGAGACGCGGCAGUUUUGGAAGGCUUGGAACUCGCCAGGAAGGAUGUUUCUCCAUUCUUUGCGCUCCCACGCACAAUGGUGGGCCGGGCGGCCGAGCGGGAUGCCAUCGUCGAGGUCCUGGAUCGUACUCUGAGACUAUAUCAGGGAGGCAGAGGGCUUCACUUGUCGUCUCUGCCGGAGGACCAAUUUGCAACAUUUACCGUCCUUCCCUCACCAGUCAAUACCCCCGGAGAAGAGGAAGCCCUCAAAGCGGUCGAUGGAUCUCUCGGCCUGACCGGUUCUGUGAGCGGGACAUCCGCCGGGUUUACCCAAUCGUAUCCAGCAAAUACAGGCCGCACACGUUCUCCCAAAGAUUCGCUAUACGCCUCGAGCGACGAAAGCGAGUCCGACCCGGUCCUCGCAGAGAAGAAGGGAUUGGAGAAGCGCCUGUCAAUCUCCUCAAUUGACAGCGCCAAUGGCGAGGGGAGCUCCCGAUCAAGUGAAAAUGCGGGAAGGGCGACUGCACACGGCAUAGCAACGCCGAAAGGUUUAUGCGAGGUUAUCAGCAUUGAGGGGGGGCCUGGUUUGGGCAAAUCUCGGCUGAUCUCAUCGGUUCAGAUUGAAGCCCGACGAAGGGGCUUCUUUGCCGGCUCUCGAUUCGACGUCGGGGACAACGAGCGUAUGCGUCCGAUUCUACACUUGUUUUCAAGUUUGUUUCACCAGGCAUUCUCGGAGAACAUGAAUGAGCCUAGUUUCCUGCCGAUGUUGCGAAAUCAUAUUGGACCCACUUGGAACACUCUGCACAAGAUUUUAGGCCUACCCAAAUUCCUCCUCGGGUCCUCCCCAGAGAAUGCUGGAACGGAGAGUUCUCAGGAAUUUCUUCGGACCGGAUCCUCCACGAAGUCUUUGCCUCUUGUGCGUACCUUACUGAAUAUCCUGCGGGUCUUUACGCGAUACAAACUGGUAUGUCUUUGUCUGGACGAUGUCCACGCGGCAGAUGAAGAAUCCUUGGAAUUCAUUGCCCAUAUGGUGUCGGCUCGAAUCAGGAUGGUGGUGAUAAUGGCCUACCGGCCCGAAAAUGCUUCCUCGGAAAUGAUUAAGCGUAUACUUAACUUCUCUUACAAUGAAGGGGUUCUGGCAGGAAGAGACGUAGGUCUUACCGCCAUCUCACUCACACCGCUCAAUGAAGACUGUGUAAUGCAAUAUGUGGCGAACACUUUGUCUUUGUCUGUCCCUGUAAUCUGGCCUCUGGGGGCUUUCAUUCAAUCAAGGACUAAUGGAAACCCCUUCUACAUCCGUGAAGUGUUGAAUGAUUGUCACGAACAUGGAUUCAUCUGCUAUGAUUUCCAGGAAGGGCUCUGGUCUUUUGAUCUAAGCCGCAUCUCGGAGUAUUUCAAAGUGGACAGCUACAACGACGCUGCCUUCGAUGAUUUCUUAGCCAGGCGUCUGAGCAGCCUUUCGCCUGUUUGCAAGUCCAUCUUGGCCUGGGCUUCCGUUUUAGGCAUGACAUUCUCGUUUCAGUUAGUCCAGAGGCUUCUCAACAAUGAUCAGGUGGCUUCCGGAUCUACUCUGUCUGAGCGAGAAAUGAUGCAAGGUCUACAGGCAAUCAUUCAAGCCUACAUUAUCGUACCUACGGAGGAUCAUGAUCUUUUCUCCUUCACAUACAGCCAUUACAUGCAUAUCGCAGCAUCAUUUCACAAAAGAGACAAGGACCAUGUGAACUUGAUAAAGGCACAAGUGCUAUUUCAGUAUCAUUCCCAUGACGACAAAUAUCGAAGUAUGUUGGCAUCGGCCGUUAUUGAAUCAGCACCAAUGAUCAAGAACUCUCUUGCAGUAAGAAGGCCUUUCAGAAAUUUCCUGUUCGAGUAUGCGAAUGCUGCAAGUGAGACUGGAUUACGCUCGACCGCUAUGAACUCAUAUGCAAGCUGCAUAACCCUUCUUCAAGAGGACAUAUGGAACGACGACACCGUGGAUGUGAGCUACAGCGAGACCUUGCAACUGUUCACGUCCGCUGCUGAAUGCUACUUGUACCAAGGGCGGCAUGAGGAAGCUGCUCGCUUGCUGCAAGCUAUAAUCUCGAAUGCUCGAAGCCCAGUGGAUCAAGCUCCCUCCUGGAUCUUGCGAUCUCGCAUGCUUGCACAGUUAGGUAACUCGACUGGUGCUUUCCAUGCCCUGAGUGAAUGCCUCAUGGCUUUAGACAUUACGAUUGACGUCGAUCCCACUUUUCUUAAAUGCGACAAAGAGCUUCAACGGCUAUGCGAGGCGGUUUCUGCCGUACAACCUGAAGCUAUUGUCGCAACGGCUCUUCCUGAGCAUCCAGCCUUGGCUGCUGCUGGGGCGGUUCUUCUCGAGGCCACUAGCGCGGGUUUCUGGUCAGAUACGCUAACCUUUUACCAAAUGACGCUUGUCAUGGUUGACACCUAUCUCUCGCGCGGUCCUUUCCCCCAGGCGGGCAUGGGACUCAUGCAGUUAGCUGUGAUAGCAAUUACUCGAGGCAACGCAAUUGCCUUCGCGAAACAUUGUGGGGACCUUGCCUUGGCACUGAUUGAACAAUCCAAAGAUCCACUUACUAUAGGUCGUGGCAUGGCUCUAUACUCCACCUUUAUCGGCCAUCUUCAACAGCAUGUUCAAUCUUCAAUGUCCCAAUUGGAAGAAGCGGUGGAUUUCUCUAUCCGUGCGGGUGACCGUAUAGCCACCAUAUUGAACUUCGGUUUUCUGGCUACCAUGAAGUUUUUCGCUUCCGAAGACCUGGCCGAGCUGGAGACCUUCUGCAUCUACAGUUGUCAAGACAUUCCCAGCUGGCAAACGGACACUGCUGGCGGGUGA